GCCGUGAUGACGUUGCCGAGAAACCCAACGGCUCUAUCUGAUGACGUGUGGACGCGUCACAGUGUUUUGAGUUUGGUUUUCAGCGCGAGGACACACAGCUACGGUGACGACAGUUUAGACACCAAAACUACCCGUUAAGUUUUGGAAACAGAUCGUGGUUUGGAUUAAAACUCUCCCGAGGACCGAGCACGCGCGUCCUGGGGCGAAAUAUUAAAUUUAUACUUUUAUAUUAGCCGAGAUUUAGCGUAAUUUGGCCGUUUCAAGCCAUAACCGCGAGCCAAAGGAACCGAGUCUGCGCGAGCCCGGGAAAGAUUGCCUGAGUCCGGGCUCCAGACGGAGGGCAGCGCCGCCGCUGUCAGCUCCAUGGCAGCCCGGGAAGGGUUGCCUGAGUCCGGGCUCCAGACGGAGGGCAGCGCCGCCGCUGUCAGCUCCAUGGCAGCCCGGGAAAGGUUGCCUGAGUCCGGGCUCCAGACGGAGGGCAGCGCCGCUGUCAGCUCCAUGGUUCUGUUCGAGGAUGAGUCGGUGGAUGUUCGGUACGGAACCGGAGCCCAGCUCCAGCUGUCGCCGUGUGGCUGUGAAUUCACGCUGCUGAAACCCGCCGAGAGACUCCGACAUCCUCCGAGACCCGCCGAAAGACUCCGACAUCCUCCGAAACCAGCCGAGAGACUCCGACAGAGGACCAGGUUCACCGUCAGCUCUUACAAGGAAGUUCUGGUCUCUGCGUUGGCGUUCAGGAAUAAAUACGCUCGCCGCCCGUACCUACCGGAGGAACUCAUCCCCGCCCAACACACAAAGCCUUGUUUCAGCGUGGACUCAGACGUGCGGUGGCCUGAGUUGUCUGCCUGUGCAGCCGAACUCGGGCCUGGAGGCGAGACUAUAAUCAGGUCUGAGGGGGGGCGAGCAGCGCUGAUGCUGUCGCCAUCGGGGGAAGAAUUCUCCGUCGAGUUUACGUGCAGCCUCAGUCAGACGGCGAGCCGAUACACCGACGACGAGAACAGCCCCGCUCAGCCAAAGCCAGAGACAGUGUACCGAUCCACUUCGGUGGUCCAGCAUCACUCCGUCUGCUCUGUUCCCUCCGUCUGGUCCUACCCUCUCUGGCUGGCUCGCCAACUCCACGCGUCUCGUCUCUGGCUGGCUCGCCAACUCCACGCCUCUCGUCUCCCUGAGCCAGAAGAUGUCCCAGCAGACCGAGACGUAAACCUGCCGGACAUUUCCACCGUAGAGCAGAGCUCUCGCCUCCCGGAGGCGCUGCCUCUCACGUGUUCAUCCCCCCACUGGCACAGGUGGAAAGUUGAAGACGUCUUUUCAGAGCGAGAUCUUCCAACAGAGCUGGUGAAAGUGAUGUGGUGGCACGGAGUCACGUACAGGAUCCUGAACGGGACGGUCCCGGGCGUGGAGGUGUCCCCCGGAGAUGGAUCAGUCCUCCGCUCUAACGGCGUCCUGAAUACUUAUUUUACUCAUCACAGACCUGAUGUCCCAUCAGGACGGGUGAACGAGGUAACGUACCACCUGGACACCCUCCCCCCCGAGGUCCCGGGACAGCUGUUCUCCGUGGGGGCUGUGGUGAGGCGCGCCAGCAGGAUCCUGGCGUGCUUCAACGAGACCAGGCGAUCGCUGGCACUCCCCGCCACGCCCAGCUGUCUCGAGCUCAGAGAAGGGCGACAUAUGUCUGGACCAGCGAGGAAGGAAGAAGGUCUGUCCCGUCCUGUUCCUGUUGAGCAGAACGUUGUAGACGCGGUAGAGAGUCGGUCGGAUCUUGUAGCUGCAGAACUGGAGAAGAUAAAAAGAUUCAACUUUCUGCUGGAGAACCACCACCUGCUGAGGAACCAGACAGGAAGUGUGAGACAGGAAGCUGUCGCUGCAGACGAGGAGACCCCCGGAGCGGUGAGCGAGCGCUGCGUCGCCGAGGCUCUGCAGAGAACUUCCAGAACCAUCCGAGACAUCGACGCUCUCAUAUCUGACUGCAAAGAGCCCUGAGUGUGUGUGUGUGUGUGUGUGUGUGUGUGUGUGUG
This is a messenger RNA of Perca flavescens (yellow perch), 2012 nucleotides long. RefSeq names its product chromosome 5 C5orf34 homolog (gene c5h5orf34). The transcript has 11 exons. The record is from RefSeq and is a predicted model, not a curated record. NCBI's taxonomy places the organism in Eukaryota, Metazoa, Chordata, Actinopteri, Perciformes, Percidae. Bases 364 to 1977 code for a protein of 537 amino acids.